AUGGGUCUUCUCGAGCGCAGGAGGGCGAUCGAGGAUGAGAUCGCCAGAACGCAAAAGAACAAAAAGACAGAGUACCACAUUGGUCGCCUAAAAGGGCAACUGGCGCGCAUCAAGACCGAGAUGAUGGAGAAUGCCGCUCGCGCGGCCAGCGCGAGAGGCGGGGACGGCUUCGACGUUCGCAAGAGCGGGGAUGUGCGCUGCGCGCUGGUCGGCUUUCCGUCCGUCGGCAAGUCGUCGUUCCUUUCUCGCGUCACGCAGACAGAGAGUGAGGCAGCCGGUUACGAAUUCACCACAUUGACGUGUAUUCCAGGAAAGUUGAUGCACAAGGGGACAGAAAUUCAAAUUCUCGAUUUGCCCGGUAUUAUCGAAGGUGCGGCCGAGGGUAAGGGACGCGGUCGUCAGGUCAUCGCGACGGCGCGCACUGCUGACAUGAUCAUUCUCAUUCUGGACGCCACCAAGGCCGAGCCGCAGCGCUUCAAGAUCGAGAGCGAACUCGAGUCCGUUGGUAUCCGCCUGAAUCAGUGCUUCCCUAACGUCACCUUCAAGAAGAAGGCAUCGUGUAGCAUGAACGUCGUGAGCUACAGCUCCACAGUGCCUCAAACAAAGGGUCUCUCAGAGCAGAUGGUGAAGGAGGUGCUGAAGGACUAUGGCAUUUUUAACGCUGACGUGGCGCUGCGCGAAGACAUCACUGUCGACCAGUUUAUCGACGUGAUCGAAGGUAACCGCAAGUACAUGCCGUGCCUCUACGUGUACAAUAAGAUCGACAUGAUCACUAUGGAGGAGAUGGACCGCCUGAGCCGCCUGCCGCACUCCGUUGUGCUGUCUCUGCUCUGGGAUCUCAACGUCGACGAGGUGAUCGAUGAGGUGUGGGAGCAUCUCAACAUCAUUCGCAUUUACACAAAGAAACAUGGCGAGCACCCUGACUUUGGCAAACCAUUUGUCGUGAAGCGCGACGCAAGUGUGGAGCACAUUUGCAAGCGUAUUCACAAGGACAUUGCAUCGCGCUUCAAGUACGCCCUUGUGUGGGGCACGAGCGCCAAGCACCAGCCACAGCGCGUCGGCAUUGCACACGAGCUAGAGGAUGAGGACGUCCUCCAAAUCAUGCUAAGAACGGCCAAUGAGUAG
Messenger RNA from Leishmania braziliensis MHOM/BR/75/M2904, 1125 nucleotides. Its product is annotated as putative GTP-binding protein. Gene Ontology annotation, biological process: cytoplasmic translation. The transcript has a single exon. NCBI's taxonomy places the organism in Eukaryota, Euglenozoa, Kinetoplastea, Trypanosomatida, Trypanosomatidae. The record is from RefSeq and is a predicted model, not a curated record. Bases 1 to 1125 code for a protein of 374 amino acids. Gene Ontology annotation, molecular function: GTPase activity; GTP binding. Gene Ontology annotation, cellular component: cytoplasm.